AAGGACGUAGGCGGCGGCCACGUUUGGAGGCACUUGCCACUUGUCCCUCCCGAAACGUUCAUGCAAUUAUUGAUUUCAUUUCAUAGCUAUAAAUAUCUAGGCCGAUGAAUCUACUUUUAUCAUCAUCCAUCAUCAUUCAAGUCGGUAUUUGAUAAGUCUAGAGAGAAGGAGAGAGAAAGAGAGAGAGAGAUAUUGUUGUGUUGUGUGUUGAUGCCGCAUAUGUGGGUGUUGCUUCUGCUAACGCUAGUAUUGUUUGUGCUUGUGCUGGUGGUGGUAGCUGCACGUACUCAGUGAUCGAUGACGAACACGUCCACAAAGAAGCUAGUGUUGGCGGUGUUAGUGGCGCUGCUGGCCGUGGGAUGCAGCUCAACUGUCAAGGACGACGACGAGUCAUGGACGGAAUGGGCUAAAGACAAGAUCUCCGAGGGCCUUGGCUUCGGGGCUGAGGAUGCAGUCAAAAACUCCCAAGACAAGGUCGCCGACACAUCCAAGCACGGCUACGAUGCUACAAUAGACGCCGCCAAGAACACCAAAGAGAAGGUAGCCGACACAUCUGAGCACGGCUACGACGCCACAGUCGACACCACCAAGAACACCAAAGAGAAGGUCGCGGACACGGCCAAGCACGGCUACGAUGCCACAGUCGACGCCGCCAAGAACACCAAAGAAAAGGUUGCCGACACCGCUGAGAACACCAAAGAAAAGGUCGCGGACGCAGCCAAGCACGGCUACGACGCCGCCAAGAACACCAAAGACAAGGUCGCCGACACAGCCAAAGACACCGCCACUGGAAGCGGGCAGUAUGCGGCAGAUAAGUCAGGUGAGAUGAAGGAGACGACAGAAGAGGAAUUGAGUUGGGCAAAGGAGAAGGCCAAGGAGGGUUAUGAGGCGGUCAAACAGAAGGCUGAGGCUGCUAAGGAAGCCAUUGCAUCUAAUCUCAAAUCACCCGAAGAAAAACCGAGCCAUCGCGAUGAGGAGCUCUAAAAUCCUCCAUCUUCCUCAUUAUCUAUUUAUGGCUUUUGGUGGACACAUAUCAUCAUCUUUUUUUGCUUGCUUGCUUGUUUAUACGACCCUUUUCUUUUGCUUGUAUCACCACUAUGUAUUUUCAUAUAUAACACAAUAAUAAAUAUAGUAGUUUAACUGAUCA
Salvia miltiorrhiza (redroot sage) is the source of this 1147-nucleotide messenger RNA. Its product is annotated as late embryogenesis abundant protein D-29. The transcript is spliced from 2 exons. Lineage: Eukaryota; Viridiplantae; Streptophyta; Magnoliopsida; Lamiales; Lamiaceae. The record is from RefSeq and is a predicted model, not a curated record. Bases 298 to 984 code for a protein of 228 amino acids.